Molecule: messenger RNA, 2856 nt
Organism: Suillus subaureus
Lineage: Eukaryota; Fungi; Basidiomycota; Agaricomycetes; Boletales; Suillaceae
Exons: 10
Coding region: 1-2856 (951 amino acids)
Biological process (GO): double-strand break repair via homologous recombination; regulation of DNA-templated transcription
Source: RefSeq, a predicted model, not a curated record
AUGUCUUCUCCGACCUAUGACGAACAAGUCGAUGACUUGAGUCAAGACGAUAUAAGCGCUUUCGAUGCCAUAGAGGCACGCCUAUCUCAGCCAGCUGCUCUACUUCUCAAAGUACUCCUACCCAUAAACUCGCACCCCAGGCUCAGCUCUGGCGAAGCUGGAGAUCGUAGCACUUCGUCCGAUCAGGACAUACUUUCUUCACAGGACAUAGCCUCUCAAGGCGACAACAAUCCUUUCGCUUCUGACCCAUUCUCUGAUUCAAAUUCCACAAAACCAGGCGUAUAUACAUCUUUUACCAAGGCAUCUGCCGUUCUCCCUCCAGUAGGCUUCAAGUCUGCAUCGGCUUUGCCUAUCCAGAAUGUGGAUGACUCACGCCGUUCACCUUCACCCGAAGUACCCCCGGAUGCCGAUUACUCUUCUUGGUUUACUUCGGCUCCUCCUGCAACUUUUGUAGGCUUUCAAUCUGCUGCGUCUCGCCUCGACAAAACCAAAGAGAAUGUCCCCGAGGCGACUGACAGUCACAAUACACCUAUAGGUUUUACGUCCGUCGGCCAAGGAAAACUUAUUAUCCCAUCAACUGCUGCAUUGCGGAAGGCCGAGGAAAAGAUCAAGCUGUGGCAGGGAGAGGUUGAUGAUUCGAGUUCCUCCCAACAUCCUGGAGGGUUUGUGCCCUCUUCUUCAGCACAGCCAUCCUCGCCUCAGCGCACCGUUCUGGGUGCAGUGCACAAUUCCUUGUCGCCUCAACUCCCAGAUACGCCGACUCCUGCAAUGGCUACUCGCAAGUCAUUUGAAACUGGAGCACAAUCGACACUUGACGCACCAACACUUGGUGUCAGCAACUUAAAGGGAAAGCAAAAACCGUUCAAAUCUCCUUUAAUAACCUCCGUACCAUCACGACAGCCUAUCGCGGGAAUAGCCAGUUCUACAUAUGUCAACUCUCCCCUCAACCCUCAUCGUCAGGGCUUUGCGUCCGCAUCUUCUCAUAUGACUCCAUCUAGUUCUGCUAUACCAGGAACGCCUGUCCAUCCCUCACCAUCGGUUAAUCCUGGGGGCGCAUUUCGACCACUGGGUCUUACGCCGCGAAAUUUACGUGGUGGUCUGGUCAAGAACAAGUUUGUGACGCCUUUCAAACCAGGCGUCAAACCUCCAGAAUUGAACAAUGCAGUAUCGGCUACACCGUCGUCUGCUGCCCCAAGUCUCAGCUUACAGCGACCUAUGUAUCCGCCCUCAGCAACCCAGUCUCCUAGACCAAUAAAGAAAGCUCCCGAAAAGGGUACAGGCAAAGUAUUCAACCUUGCCCCUCCUGCAGGAAGGAUGACACUUGCCAGUUCUGGUCUUACACCUCAGACUCACACAACUACAGAGCUUGAGGAUCAGGGAAUAAAUAUUACAGAACUAUCCCAGAUAACACCAGCUACCGCUCUCUUUUACUCGUUCUAUACGCCAUCCACUACGCCAAACGAAGGUGUUCAGCCCUCUGAUGCGAAGCCUCUCGGACCUGCUACCGCUCUAGAAGAACUCCACGCAAGAGGGUGUUCGUUGGCUACACAGGAAUGGGUCAAUAACCAUUGGCCGCUUAUCCUCUGGAAGCUCGCUGGAAUGGUCUUACUUGAACCAGAAGCAGAGUCCGAUCCCAAUCGCAAACGAUGGUGCUGGCCUGAAGUGAUCCGCCAGCUACUCUACAGAUACGAACGAGACUUGAACGGGUCAACACGGCCACCACUACGAUUGAUUACCACAAGAGAUGCGCCUGCUGCAUCUCCGAUGGUGCUCUGCGUGUCAAAUGUAACUUGGUCACCAGCUGGAGAGACUGACGACGGUUUCCCCAUUCCUUCACAUCCCGAGUUAGAAGUGACAGACGGAUGGUACAGACUGCGCGCGAGGGUCGACAAGCCACUUGCGAGAGCCAUCCGUAAGGGUCAUAUCAAGAUCGGGAGGAAAAUCGCUGUUACUGGAACCAGGCUCUCUGCAGAGCGCAAAGAUGGACAAGAAGUCCUCGAGGCAUAUGAUUCGAAUGUCCUGGUGCUGACAGGCAACUCGUCCCAUAUGGCACCCUGGCACGCAAAACUUGGCUUUCAGCAAAGUCCAUUCAUCGCGACCCUCAACAGCCUCACGGCGGACGGUGGAAACGUGGCCGUUGCAGCUGUCGAAGUCAUCAAGAUUCAUCCCAUCGCAUAUAUUGAAUUCUUCGAGGACGAAAACGGAAAGCGGAUGGAGGGUCCCCGCAGUGCCAAGGAUGAAAAUGCCUUGAGUGAACAAUGGAAGAAGAAGCGCGAAUUCGCCGCCUCAAAGAUUUGGACAGAUCUUGAAAGACGAGCGGCGGUGAUGAUGAGGUUUGCAGAUAGGCUUGAACAUCGUGUGGGUCCGGGCUUCAAUGUCAAAAACGAAGAAAUGCCGGACAACCUUGACGAUUUAUAUGAAUCCUUGGAGGAGAGUGACCAUCAUCAAGCCCAAGCGAUACUUUCACGGCUCAGCCGCCUUGAAGCAGGCAGUCUUACUGGACACAUUAGAGAGAAGCUUCUCCGGGAUCGCGAAGCUGUCGCCGGAGAUAUCGAGCGAGAAUUGCAGGAUAAAUGUCCCCCUCGGGAAGUACGCAGUUUCCGUGUUAUCAUCGUGAAGGAUGCAUAUACAUCCACACGAGGCGGCGACAAUGGUCGCAAAGCCCAGCUAACCGUCUGGGAUGUACUCAACUUAUCGAUUGCCGAAGGAUCCCAAGCAGGAGAGUUUAAAUUGGGCCAGAAGUUCCUCGUGACAAAUUUGAUGCCCAAGCAAGUAUCUGCCUGGAUGAACCGUGGCCCUGGAUCUGAAGUGUAUCUUGCCACCACAAAGAAUUCUAGGUGGAAAAGGUUGUCAUGA